Messenger RNA from Salarias fasciatus (jewelled blenny), 2584 nucleotides. It is a transcript of the gene asb3, whose product is annotated as ankyrin repeat and SOCS box containing 3. The record is from RefSeq and is a predicted model, not a curated record. Gene Ontology annotation, molecular function: protein binding. Lineage: Eukaryota; Metazoa; Chordata; Actinopteri; Blenniiformes; Blenniidae. The coding region runs from base 62 to 1747 and encodes 561 amino acids. The transcript is spliced from 10 exons. Gene Ontology annotation, biological process: intracellular signal transduction.
CUAUCAUGCCAUUUCAUAGAAUUGUUGUCUUUGUAGUUUUGUUUUAAACGAGAUUUGGUUGAUGGAAUCGUGUUAUCUCGUGAUGGACUUCACGGAGUGUUACGGUGACACGGUGUCCAGCGUGGCGGCUGCCGCCCGGUCCGGCUGCGCGAGGCGGGUUCGGAGGCUGAUCCGGAGCGGGAGCAGCGUGAAGUCCCGGGACAACCGCGGCUGGAGCCCGCUGCACGAGGCGGCGGCGGCGGGCAGCAGGGAGUGUGUGCGGGAGAUCCUGUCCGCUGCAGGCGGCUCUUCAGGUGACAUCUGUGACUACGUGAACUCUCUGACACACGAGGGGGAGUCUGCAUGUUACCUGGCAGCGCAGCGUGGACACCUGCCGGUGGUCCGACUCCUCCUCAAAGCUCAUUCAGACAUCAACCAGCUCACGAACGACCUGUCCUGUCCUCUGUAUGCAGCAGUGGACAACGGGCACAGGGAGGUGGUGGAGCUGCUGCUCGGUAAAGGGGCGGAGGUCAACAGAGCGCACACGGCGUCCUGCUGGACCUGCCUUCACCAGGCUGUCUACAAGGGUCACAGUGAAAUUGUCCGCCUUCUUGUUGACGUUUGUGACCUUGAGUCUGUGGACGACCAUAAGAUUUCUCCGCUCUUUCUGGCUGCGCAGUACGGACAGAAGGAAUGUCUGGAAAUACUUGUUAAUGCUGGCGCUGACGUGAACACCCGGUCAGCUGACCUGGCCACGCCGCUGCUCAUCGCCUCUCAGGAGGGUCAUGAGGCCUGCGUGGCUCUCCUGCUGGAUCACGGAGCGGAUCCGAACGCCGCCUGCAGUCAGGACUGGCCUCAGCUCCCCAUUCACGCCGCCGCCGAGUUCAGCCACAUUGGGAUCCUUCGGCGGCUGAUAGCCGCCACAGACCGUUCGUGCGACCGCGGCGCGGGGAUGGUCAGUCCGCUGUACGUGGCCGUGCACGGCGACAGGAGCGAGAGCGUGAAGCUGCUGCUGGAGGAAGGCUUCAGCCCGGACGCUCAGGACUGCACACACACGCUGGAUCUGCACUCGCCACUCUCCUUAGCACUUUGUCAACCCACCAGAAAACCGUACAGUGAGUCCGUGAGGCUGCUGGUGGCUGCAGGAGCCAGUCUGAGAGAGGAGGACUGGCUUCACGUCUUCUCCACCGACCAGACGGGGCUGCUGCAGCUGCUGCUCCGCUACAAGUGGAUCCCCCCACCGCGCGCUCUGACCUCUGACCCCUCCGGAGCCCCCCGCCACGGGAAGACCGCCAUGAAGCUGCAAGAGCUGAGAGAGAUGAUCUGUGUGGCUCUGAGCCAGCUGCCGUUCGCCGCCUGCUGGCUUCCUCUGCUGCUGCAGGCCGGACUGGAGCCCACGCUGCUGCUUCAUCCUCACAUGUUGGAGCAGGCUGAUGGUGGUGUGUUGAAUUACCUUCUGGAGUUUGUGAACUGGUGGACUCUGCCUGCGGCUCUGAAGCACAUUCUGGAUCGAAGGCGGUCAGAAAGGACAUGGGAGCCAUGCCCGCACUUCGGCUCCACCCCCCGCCUCAGCCACCUGUGCCGCCUGCAGCUCCGGGACGUGCUCGGUCCAGACCGACUGAUGAGGACCGAUGUAGUCCAACGGCUUCCCAUCCCGCCGCCGCUUCACCGCUUCCUGACGUUCAGAGACAUUCCCGAGGCGUCCUACACCGUGACAGACCGGAUCGAACGCCAGCAGAGCGCACACCAGCACAGACACGUUCUGUAGAUGUUUCAGAUCCUCUGGGAUUCGGCUUGUUUACUUUGACCAUGUCAAAAACACAUCUGCUCUUCUUAAAGGGCAAAUUAACCUCUUUCUAAAAUUGUGGCACCUCAGCAUCAUUAGUUUAAAUCUUAUUUCAAAAGGGCUCUUAUCUCUUUGCUAAAACGGAUGAAAUUGCUGGAAAAAAGCUGUCAAAGUGGAAAAAAAAUUGGGUUGGAAAUGGUAAAAAUAGAUAAAAACCUCAACAACAAAAAAUCUGAGGUGAAGCAGCAGAAAUCACUCAAAAAAAUGAAAAAUAAAAGUAAAGAAAAAAAGGUGAAACUGCUAAAAUGAAUAAAACAACGGAAACAAGUACAUGAGAAAAAUGCUUCAACAAAAGGUUAAAGAAAAAGCUAAAAUCAAAAUGGAAUACGAUAUAGUUACAAAGCUUGUUAUAAUUAAGAUGUAGUUUUUAUAUGGAUAUGGCAACUAUUUAUACAGCUGUAUGAAGUACAGUGACCUUGGGUGACAUCUAAAUAAAAGGUAUUGUGUUAUCCUUGUUUUAGUGUUUUUGUUUUGUGGAAUUUGGCAGAAACUGCUCUUUAGGUCAGAAUAUUUCCGGUUAUUUCCAUUGAUUUGUGACUGUGCCUCAUUACUUUAGUAAGUCAGAGAUCUUUUUUUUCAAGUGAAAGUGUAAAUCGACCAAUGUCAAAGUUUUCUAACAUGCACCCUGCCAUUCAUUUCACUUCAAAUUGGGACAUUUCAGAGAACAUAGGCAAUGCUUACAUGCCUUCUUGCCUGUUAACAGUUAUGUACUGAUGUGAUCCUCACUUAUCUUGUAAAAGAAUGCUUAAUGUUGACACU